Metopolophium dirhodum (rose-grain aphid) is the source of this 492-nucleotide messenger RNA. RefSeq lists its product as uncharacterized. Bases 1 to 492 code for a protein of 163 amino acids. The transcript has a single exon. NCBI's taxonomy places the organism in Eukaryota, Metazoa, Arthropoda, Insecta, Hemiptera, Aphididae. The record is from RefSeq and is a predicted model, not a curated record.
AUGUCAUCUUCUUCGUCAUCUUGUACGUCCCAUUCAGACGAGCAACAGGCUACAAUUGACGCCGAGAACACCGUUAACCAAAAUAUUUUCUACGACGGUAGUAGAGGUGAGUCGUGCCCGGCUGACUUGAUCCAGGACCAUGCGGCUCGUAAAAUAAUAUUUGACAGGGGCUUCGUUGACGGCAUAAACAUGCGGAUGUCACUUCCAUCAGAAUUGAAAUCUGUGAACGCAUCGAGUGAAGCAGUGGAAGUUUUUUCCAUGACUAAUAUCAUCAAUGCCACCAUGGUUGCAGAUGUGGCAAUCAGGUCAUCGAUGAAUGCGUUGGAAGCGGCCUCGUUGGCAGUCGAUUUGGAGAAUGGGCACGCUGAAGUCACCGCCAUCGAGGCGAUGGUGACAGUUGCGUUGGACGCCGUGGAGGCAACUGAGGUUGUUGCUAGUGUGGCCCGGUCUAUAUCGCGUAAAAGCAGACGUUCACUUGGUAUGGCUGAAUGA